UUCCUCCCAUUUGCUCCUCUCCUUCCUUAUUCAUGCCAAGAAUAUCAUCAUAAGAUUACCCCCCUUAUCUUCUUCUCGACUCACAAUAUAUAUUAUGACUUACCUCAGCUAAGCCAACAAGAUCAGUGCUUUACCCUCGCCAUGGCUACUCUGCUUGAAAAACCAUCUGCCCAGAAGAAAAGGGUAAUACAAGAACUUGUCAAAGGCCAAGAAUCUGCAAACCAGCUUCAGCUCUUGCUCCACAAGCACUUGAAAGAAGAUGGAUCUGUGUCAGUUGAUGAAUUGGUGGAGAAGAUCUUGAGAUCUUUUACAGAGAGUCUUUCAGUUGUGAGGUCCUGUGAGUUGGGUGAGAAGCUUCAGCAGGCAGACUCUUUUGUUCAUGAUUCGCCGAGGACCGAGGAUUCCGGUGAGAGCAGGAAGAGUACGGCUGCCAAGGACAGGAGAGGUUGCUACAAGAGAAAGAAGAACACAAAGGCAUGGACUGUAGUGUCUCCUCUCGUUGAAGAUGGUCAUGCUUGGAGAAAGUAUGGACAAAAGGAUAUUCUCAAUGCAAAAUUUCCAAGGAGUUACUUCAGGUGCACCCACAAGUACGAUCAGGGUUGUAAAGCAACCAAACAAGUCCAAAGAUUGGAGCACGAUCCCCAACAAUAUCAAACCACUUAUAUAGGCGACCAUACCUGUAUUGACACUUACAAGACGCCACAAAUUAUGUCGGACUCAGACUCUUGGGUGUCUUAUGUGGUUUCCAAUUCCUCCGAUUCAUACACACCAAGUAGUAGUAAUCAGCAUCCUUUUAGCUUGUCAGGCUUGAGGCAAGAAAAUAAAGCAAGCGAUGAACAAGUGAUUUGGAAGGAUCUGAUGCCUCUAAACUCGGCUGAACCUGCUGUGUAUUCAUGUAGUGAAGCCACCUCUACUAGUACUCAUUGUUUGCCCAUGGACUUUGUAGUGGAUUUUGACACUGCUUUUUGUUUUGACCAUUCUGGGGACUUCUUCAAUGAGUAGCAGCUAUGUAUUUAUCUUGUAUUAGUUAUCAGUAAAUAUAUAUAUAUAUAUAUAUAUAUAGAUAGAGAGAGAGAUAUAGCUUGUCCCAUCACGUGUAAUCAGUCUACAUGAGGUUCAGUAAUUCAAUAACAGAGUCAUAGCCAAUUAA
Molecule: messenger RNA, 1150 nt
Organism: Carica papaya (papaya)
Lineage: Eukaryota; Viridiplantae; Streptophyta; Magnoliopsida; Brassicales; Caricaceae
Gene: WRKY54
Product: WRKY DNA-binding protein 54
Biological process (GO): regulation of DNA-templated transcription
Cellular component (GO): nucleus
Molecular function (GO): DNA-binding transcription factor activity; transcription cis-regulatory region binding
Source: RefSeq, a predicted model, not a curated record